This is a messenger RNA of Miscanthus lutarioriparius, 651 nucleotides long. The record is from the annotation of a GenBank genome assembly. Lineage: Eukaryota; Viridiplantae; Streptophyta; Magnoliopsida; Poales; Poaceae.
AUGGAGGCGGCGGCGAGGCGGUCGGCGGGGCAGCCGCAGCCGCAGCAGGAGAAGGGCAAGGGGAAGAGGAAGCGCGGCCCGGUGGAGCUGCGGCGGAUCGAGGACCGGACGAGCCGGCAGGUGCGCUUCUCCAAGCGCCGGAGCGGGCUGUUCAAGAAGGCCUUCGAGCUCUCCGUGCUGUGCGACGCCCAGGUCGCGCUCGUCGUCUUCUCCCCCGCCGGCCGCCUCUACGAGUUCGCCUCCGCCGACUCCAGCAUUGAAGAAACUUUUGGUCGAUAUUGGGACCUUGCCAACACAUUAAACGAUCUCAAUAUUGAAGCACGAGACUCAAGGAUUGACUGCAAUAUACAGGAGCAGCCAUCUACUGGAGGGUUACCUGAUCAGCUAAAUGUCGUUGCUCAAUGGGCCAUGGAAGCAAAUGCAAACGGGAUGAGCAUGGCCGACAUAAGAAGCUUGGAGGAAACAAUUACCGAACAAACUGAUGAUGAAGGUGAUUGGGUUGCCCAAACCUGUCAUUUGUGUGAACUAGAUUUUUUGCAGCAGAAAGAAGAAAAGCAGAAGGCCUCUGAAGACAUGGAGGAGGUGACUAUAUCUGUGGACUCCAGAGAGACGAGUAGCUCGAAACUGGAAAUGAGCCAUAUGUGUGUGUGA